GGAUUUUGUAUCUCACAUGAGAGAGGACUCCGUUCGAGGGUUGAGGCUAAGAAGCGAUUACAGGAAACAAAUACCGAGAUGAUCAUAUGAAGAGGACAUCAUUGACGGUUAUCGCGCAGUUCCAAACGCGUCUUACGUCAUCGUAUCGUGGAGCUUGUGUUGAUCACGUGCUACACCCGUAGCUCCCAGGUCGACGGGGUGAUGUCCCUUAUGUAAAUGGAUAGCACCAAGCAGCUUCGUUGUUCAGAGAUUCCUAGAAUAAAGUCAUUUGCAGUACAUAACUUAGUUACUUCCAGCCUUGCUAUUCUGCUUUCCCAUUAUUUAUGCAAUGGUUUUUUUUGCAUAAAGGCAGUUGAAGAGACAGAUACAUAAGCGGGAAGGAGCAAGAGGGAAGUUCGAACAUCUUCUCGGUUAAUCUUGUUAACCAAAUGCAGUGUUAUACUGAGCUCUUGCCUCCCACUGGGGUCACUCAUUCGUUGGCACUUCCUUUUAUAUCUGAAUCAGCGAACAACUUGGUGGUUGCUAGAACCUCUCGUCUCCAGAUAUUUUCAUUGCUUAAUAUUUGCCCUCGACCUGGAAGCACCGAAGAACAGGGUGUCCCAAAGCUGAUAUUGGAGAGGGAAUAUGCUCUUCCAGGAACGGUAACAGAUCUAUGUCGAGUCAAACUCUUGAAUACCAAGAGUGGCGGCGAAGCCAUUUUGCUUGCCUUCCGAAACGCGAAACUUUCUUUGAUCGAGUGGGACCCAGGGCGGUAUGGCAUCUGCACUAUCUCCAUUCACUAUUAUGAGCGGGAUGAUUCGACUAGUAGUCCGUGGGUACCUGAUUUGAGCAGCUGUGGCAGCAUCCUUAGUGUGGAUCCAAGCAGUAGAUGUGCGGUUUUCAACUUCGGGAUCCGGAAUCUCGCCAUCCUUCCUUUCUACCAGCCGGGCGAUGACCUGGUGAUGGAUGAUUAUGGCGAACUUAACGAGGAGAGACUUGGCAGCCAUGGAUUAGAAAGUGGCACCGAUUGUGAAAUGACCAAAGAAAGCAAUGCGCAUGGGACGCACACUUCUUCCUUUGUGCUCCCUUUGGCAGCGUUGGAUCCAUCAAUACUGCACCCCAUAAGUCUCGCUUUUCUAUAUGAAUACAGGGAGCCGACAUUUGGAAUUUUAUACUCGCAGGUUGCUACAUCUAAUGCGCUUCUUCAUGAAAGAAAAGAUGUUGUUUUCUAUACCGUUUUUACACUGGACUUAGAGCAGCGAGCAUCAACGACUUUACUUUCCGUGUCUAGAUUGCCUAGUGACUUGUUUAAAGUGGUAGCCCUCCCUCCUCCUGUUGGAGGCGCCCUGCUCAUUGGGUCUAACGAGCUUGUUCACGUUGACCAGGCAGGGAAAACCAAUGCAGUGGGUGUUAAUGAGUUCUCUAGGCAGGUUUCGUCUUUUUCAAUGACGGAUCAAUCGGACCUAGCACUUCGCCUCGAAGGCUGCAUCGUCGAGCGUCUUUCUGAAACCAGUGGAGACUUACUUUUGGUACCCAUCACCGGAGACAUAGUCCUAGUUAAAUUCAGGCUAGACGGCAGGUCGGUGUCGGGUAUCUCAGUUCACCCCGUACCUUCCCAUGCCGGCGGAGACAUCGUGAAAUCAGCUGCUUCUUCAUCGGCUUUUCUUGGCGAUAAGAUGGUUUUCUUGGGAAGUGAAGACGCCGAUUCAAUACUUCUGGGCUGGUCAAUUCCAUACUCAGGCACUAAGAAGCCCCGAUCUCAGGCAAGGCGCAUAGAAGAGGAUUCUGGAGAAUUUUCUGAUGAAGAACAGAGUGAAGAUGAUGUUUAUGAAGAUGAUCUCUAUGCUACGGUGCCAGAAGUUGUGGUAGACGGUCGUCGCCCCUCUGCAGAGUCGUCCGGGUCUAGUUUGUACAAUUUUCGGGAAUACGACAGACUUUUGAAUAUUGGACCUCUGAAAGAUAUUGCUUUCGGAAAGUCUUUCUCAAGCCUUGGCGGGGAAGAAAAUGCCGGCAAUGACUCGGACCUGGAAUUGGUAGCUUCCCAAGGGUGGGAUAGAAGUGGUGGCCUGGCUGUUAUGAAGCGCGGACUUGAGCUUCAAGUGCUCAAAUCUAUGAGAAUAGACUCGGCCAGUUGUGUCUGGGCAGCAUCUGUAGCUCAUAUGGAAGAAGCCGUAUCCAAGACCACCGCGCAGGUUGGAAAACGAGAAUGUCAUCAAUAUGUUGUUGUGUCAAAAGCAACGAGUGCCGACAGGGAACAAUCUGAAGUUUUCCGGGUGGAAGGACAGGAACUGAGACCAUUCCGAGCCCCCGAAUUCAACCCAAAUGAGGAUGUAACCAUUGAUAUUGGGACGUUAACAAGCAAAAACAGAGUGGUUCAGAUAUUGAGAAGUGAAGUUCGAAGCUAUGAUGGAGACCUGGGCUUGGCUCAGAUCUAUCCUGUCUGGGACGAAGAUACUAGCGAAGAACGUAUGGCCAUUAGUUCUAGCCUUGUGGAUCCGUACGUAGCGAUACUUCGCGAUGACUCAACGUUAUUGCUUCUCCAUGCAGAUGAUAGCGGAGAUCUCGAUGAAGUCGAAUUAAAUGAGCAGAUGGCUACUUCAAAAUGGACCUCGUGCUGCUUGUACUUCGACAAAACUGGGAUUUUCUCCUCUCUCAGUGCAACCUCAGACAAGUUGGCUCCAAAAAGCAUGACCCUUUUCCUAAUGACCCAGGAUUGUCGUUUAUUUAUAUAUCGACUUCCUGAUCAGAAACUAUUAACGACAAUCGAAGGUGUUGAUUGUUUGCCGCCAGUCUUGUCAACUGAAUCUCCGAAGCGGUCAACUACGCGCGAGGCCUUGGCCGAAGUUAUGGUUGCUGACCUUGGAGACACCUGGAGCAGCUUUCCUUACUUGAUUAUACGCAGCAGACAUGAUGACCUUGCCGUAUACAGACCGUUUAUAUCCACUACAAAGUCUGUAAGGGAACCCCACGCUGACUUAAAUUUCCUAAAAGAGACAAAUUCGGUUUUGCCAAGGAUAGCCUCCGGUGUGAAUGAUCAGUCAUCAACUGAGGAGGGAAUAAGAAGCCUACCACUGCGCAUUGUAUCCAAUGUUUCAGGAAUCAGCGCAAUAUUCAGACCAGGUGUUUCACCAGGUUUUAUAGUCAGAACUUCGACAAGCUCUCCACAUUUUCUGUGCCUUAAAGGAGGAUAUACGCAGGGUCUUAGCAAGUUUGAAACUUCCGAAUGUGGUGAAGGCUUGAUUCUUCUGGAUUCAAAGGGCGUCGUUCAUGUUUGUCGAGUGCCUCUUGAUGUCCAGUUGGACUAUUCGUGGACAAUACAGCAGAUACCUAUUGGAGAGCAAGUUGAUCGCCUAGCAUACUCUUCAUCAUCUGGAAUGUACGUCCUGGGAACUUCUCAUAGGACAGAAUUCAAGUUACCUGAAGAUGAUGAGUUACAUCCUGAGUGGCGUAAUGAAAUGACCUCGUUCUUCCCUGAAGUGCAGCGAAGCUCUUUAAAAGUCGUGAGCCCGAAAACGUGGACCGUUGUUGAUAGUUAUCUAUUGAGCCCUGCCGAGUAUGUGAUGGCGAUAAAAAACAUGAGUCUUGAGAUCUCUGAGAAUACACAUGAGCGUAAGGAUAUGAUCGUUGUGGGGACAGCAUUUGCAAGAGGUGAAGACAUUGCGUCGCGUGGCUGUGUGUACGUCUUUGAGGUUAUUAAGGUCGUCCCUGAUCCUGAGAGGCCAGAGACGGACCGUAAAUUGAGACUCGUAGGCAAAGAGCCGGUAAAAGGAGCAGUAACCGCCUUGUCCGAGAUCGGAGGCCAGGGCUUUCUGAUAGUCGCACAGGGACAGAAAUGCAUUGUCAGAGGCCUCAAAGAAGAUGGUAGCCUUCUGCCUGUUGCUUUCAUGGACGUACAGUGCCAUGUUAGCGUGGUGAAAGAGCUUAAGGGCACAGGAAUGUGCAUCAUCGCUGAUGCUGUGAAGGGGCUCUGGUUUGCGGGCUAUUCGGAAGAGCCUUAUAAAAUGAGCCUUUUCGCAAAGGAUCUGGAAUAUCUCGAGGUUCUGGCAGCAGAUUUCCUUCCUGAUGGCAACAAGUUGUUCAUUCUCGUUGCUGACAGUGACUGCAACCUCCAUGUGCUCCAAUAUGACCCUGAAGAUCCAAAAUCGUCCAACGGCGACAGACUACUGAGUCGCAGCAAAUUCCAUACAGGCAACUUCAUCUCGACGUUGACGCUCUUGCCACGUACUUCAGUCUCCUCUGAACAAAUGAUCUCCGAUGCUGAUGCAAUGGACGUUGACAUUAAAAUACCACGCCACCAGAUGCUCAUUACGUCCCAAAACGGAUCCGUUGGUCUCGUCACAUGUGUUUCCGAAGAGUCCUACCGUCGAUUGUCCGCUUUGCAGUCUCAGCUGACUAAUACCAUUGAGCAUCCAUGUGGUCUUAACCCUCGAGCUUUUCGGGCAGUGGAAAGCGAUGGCACUGCAGGUAGGGGAAUGCUCGAUGGAAAGCUUCUCUUCCAAUGGCUAGACAUGAGCAAGCAACGCAAGGUGGAAAUAGCCAGUCGUGUUGGAGCGAAUGAAUGGGAGAUCAAAGCAGAUUUUGAGACUAUUAGCGGUGAAGGGCUUGGAUACCUGUAAUGGUAGGCAGCCUGAGUCAAUAAGGGCUCCGGAACAUAUACCAUAGAACAUCGAUAUGGAAGACAGCAAGUUUUUGGGCAUGAACUAUGAUAUAUUCGUAAUCGCUGUAUGUUUAUAUAUACCUUUUCGAGAUGUUCG
This is a messenger RNA of Aspergillus pseudotamarii, 4733 nucleotides long. RefSeq names its product cleavage/polyadenylation factor CFT1. Bases 429 to 4595 code for a protein of 1388 amino acids. Lineage: Eukaryota; Fungi; Ascomycota; Eurotiomycetes; Eurotiales; Aspergillaceae. Gene Ontology annotation, molecular function: protein binding; nucleic acid binding. Gene Ontology annotation, cellular component: nucleus; mRNA cleavage and polyadenylation specificity factor complex. The transcript is spliced from 10 exons. The record is from RefSeq and is a predicted model, not a curated record.